AGAAGAUAACAUUCCCAUUUUGCCCUUUCUCUCUCGCAAGUUCUCUUCUUCGCUUCAUCAUCGCCAUCAUCAUCUUCUCCAACGCCAAUCGGAAGAUUUCUAGGGUUUCGAUCGCAUGGACACGCGGAUCUCCGUCGAAGACGACGACCUACUCCCUCCAUUGGACUCCUCUGAGCAGCACCACCCCCAGCACCGCCGCGCAGUUUUGUCCUACAGCCAGCCUCUCUCUCCUGUCCGCCCCCCCGCCGCCGCUCGCCGGAAUCACAGCCUCGACGAUGACCCCCUCUUCACUGACCAUUCCUUCAAUCCCUUCUCCAGCAACCCCCAACUCCCUUCUCCUCUCGCUCCUCCUCACCUUUAUUCCAGCCCCUCCCUCACCCUCGACCGGGCCAUCUCGGAAUCUGGAGGUGGGCUUGGCGUCCUUCCUGAAUUCAUUGGCAGAGGCGGCGGCACUGGCAUCUUCAAAGUCCCCACCCGCGCUGCCAUCCACCCCGGCCGCCCUCCCUCGCUUGAGCUCCGCCCCCACCCACUUCGCGAGACUCAGGCCAAUUCUUUCAUCCGGACUAUUGCGUCGGCCGCUGGAUCCCAGCUCUGGGCGGGGCUUGAGGACGGUGUCCGGUACUGGGACUUGAAGGAUGUGUUUGAGGGGUGGGGUGGUGAGGUUUUACCUUGCAAGGUCAGGAGGGGGGAUGAAGAGAGCGCGCCUUUCCGGGAGUCUUGUGAGACGCCUCCUACUCUUUGUCUUGUUUCUGAUGCUGCUAGUGGGUUGGUUUGGACCGGGCACAAGGAUGGCAAGAUCCGGUCUUGGAGGAUUGAGGAGAAAAUCCCUGGAGGUGCUAAGGAUUUCUGUCCUUUUAGAGAAGGCCUCUCCUGGCAGGCACACCGUGGCCCUGUUCUAUCCAUUGUUAUCACCUCCUAUGGUGAUCUGUGGUCAGGAUCAGAAAAUGGAACUAUAAAGGUCUGGCCAUGGGAAUCCAUUGAAAAAGCUCUUUCUCUACCAAAAGAAGAACGGCAUAUGGCUACUUUAGUAGUGGAAAGGUCAUAUGCUGACCUUAGGAAUCAGGUCACUGUUGGUGGUGUCUGUAACUUGCCUGCUAUAGAUGUGAGGUUCUUGUUGUCUGAUAAUUCUAGAUCUAAGGUAUGGAGUGGUGGUCACCUCUCCUUUGCCCUAUGGGAUUCUCGAAGUAAGGAACUUCUGAAAGUGUUUGGCAUAGAUGGCCAAAUUGAGAAUAGGGUUGAAGCCUCAGUAAUGCAGGAUUUGUAUUCAGACGAUGAAAUGAAAUUGAAGAUUAUUUCGUCAUCAAAGAAAGAAAAGGCCCAAGGUGCUCUUGGCUUUUUCCAACGCUCACGUAAUGCCUUGAUGGGAGCAGCGGAUGCUGUUCGGAGAGUUGCAGUCAAGGGAGCAUUUGGAGAUAGGAGAGCUGAAGCCAUGACCAUCUCGAUGGAUGGAACAAUCUGGAUGGGCUGCACAAAUGGCUCAGUUGUCCAGUGGGAUGGAAAUGGGACUCGGCUGCAGGAGUUUCAACAUCAUUCUUCUCCUAUCCUUUGUCUUUGUGCUUUUGGGACACGGUUGUGGGUUGGUUACCUUAAUGGCAGUGUCCAGGUGUUGGAUCUUGAAGGAAAUUUAGUUGGAACAUGGGUUGCACAUAGCAGUCCAAUUAUAAAAAUGGCAGCUGCAGGUUCUUAUAUUUUCACAUUAGCUAGCCAUGGUGGUAUCCGGGGAUGGAACCUAACUUCACCAGGCCCUCUUGAUGGUAUCUUGCGAGCAGAGUUGUCCAGCAAAGAAUCAUCAUACACAAAUCUAGAAAAUCUUAAGAUAUUGGCUGGCACUUGGAAUGUAGGUCAAGAAAGAGCAUCUCAUGAUUCACUUAUAUCUUGGUUGGGAUCCAAUGCAUCAGAAGUUGAAUUGGUCAUUGUUGGUUUGCAAGAAGUGGAAAUGGGUGCUGGCGUUCUUGCAAUGGCUGCGGCAAAAGAAACUGUAGGUCUAGAGGGCAGUGCUAAUGGACUUUGGUGGUUGAGUGCAAUAGACAAGACUUUAGAUGAGGGAUCCUCUUUUGUGCGCAUUGGGUCCAGACAGCUGGCAGGGUUACUUAUUGCUGCAUGGGCUAGAAAGAAACUUAGCCCAUAUAUCGGUGAUGUUGAUGCUGCAGCAGUCCCUUGUGGGUUUGGGCGAGCAAUUGGCAACAAGGGUGCUGUGGGCUUGAGGAUGAGAGUGUAUGACCGCGUAAUGUGCUUUGUGAACUGCCAUUUUGCUGCUCACCUGGAAGCUGUUGGUCGAAGGAAUGCUGACUUCGAUCACGUAUAUCGAACAAUGACAUUCAGCCGACCAUCAGGUUCAUCCUCUGCUGCUCCAUUACAGCAAGGAGCAAAUGCCACUGGGUUCCAGUCCAGUGAUGGGAGACCUGAGUUGGCAGAAGCAGACAUGGUUGUAUUUCUUGGUGAUUUUAAUUAUCGGCUUCAUGGUAUUACUUAUGAUGAAGCCAGGGACUUUGUGUCUCAAAGAUGUUUUGACUGGCUCAGAGAAAAGGAUCAGCUCCGUGCAGAAAUGAAAGCAGGCAAAGUCUUUCAAGGAAUGCGUGAAGGACAGAUAAAAUUCCCCCCUACAUACAAAUUUGAAAGGAAUCAAGCAGGUCUUUCAGGAUAUGAUUCCAGCGAGAAGAAACGAAUUCCUGCUUGGUGUGAUAGAAUCCUGUACCGUGACAGCCGAUCAUUCUCAGUAGCUGAAUGUUCACUAGAGUGCUCUGUUGUUUGUUCAAUCUCACAGUAUGAUGCAUGCAUGGAUGUGACAGAUAGUGAUCACAAACCUGUAAGAUGCAUAUUCCACGUGAAAAUUGCUCAUGCGGAUGAGUUGAUUAGAAGGAGAGAGUUUGGAGAAAUAAUUUUUAGGAAUAAAAAAGUAAGAUUUUUGCUUGAAAGACUAUGCAGCGUGCCUGAUGUUUGUGAGUACGAACAACAUCAUUCUGCAAAACCAAGACUCUUCCAUCCUUCGGAUCACAAUAAAUCUGACAAGUACAAAGCAGUGUUUGAAAUCCUAUGUGAAGGGCAGUUUACCACCAUGGAGGAUGGACAAACAUCAAAACCACUUGUGAGAGGCUCUUUUGGCUUUCCUCAUUGGUUACAGAUUCUUCCAGCUACUGGUAUAAUAAAGCCUAGUCAAAUGGUGGAAGUUUCCGUUUGUCAUGAGGAUUUCUUCACAAAGGAGGAGUUUUUAGAUGGAAUUGCUCAAAAUUGGUGGUGCGAAGAUACAAGGGACAAGGAAGCCAUAUUACUAGUGAAAAUUACCGGUUGUUGCUCAACUGACGCCAAAACGCAUCGGGUCCGUGUGCGCCACUGCUUAUUAACCUCAGCCUCCAGUACAACAAAAGGGGAUUCCGAAGGCACAGGCACCCAAUCAAAUCUCCUCCACAGGGCCGACUUUGUACACUUAAGCAGCACGGCCGAUGUGGUUCAUGACUUGAGCCACUUGCAAUGUUCUUGAAGUAAAAUACGUUAGGCCGGAAAUAUUUCCCUUUUCAUAUACAAGUCGAGGAGAAGCCGGAGUGUUUAAUUUCUUUCUUCUCCAGAGUACAGAAUAUGCUAAACCUUGAACUUUCUUAUGUACAUACACCGUCACAUGUAUGGCCGGUUUAUAUAUGUCCCUAGAAAGAAAGAAAAGAAAGGUGCCGGAAUUUGCACAAAUUUUUCUCAUUAUUCAUUUUACUGUUGAUUCUUUAGUAAGUUGGUGUUGAUCUAGUAAUUGUAAUAUGGUGUUUGUUUGAGUUUGUUGAAGAACAUGCAUGAGUGGUGUUUUCAUGUAAUUGCUUGUAAAGUCAGCAAAGUUUUAAAGAGUCUUUUGUUUAUAUCUUUUGAGGAUUUU
This is a messenger RNA of Dioscorea cayenensis subsp. rotundata (Guinea yam), 3856 nucleotides long. RefSeq names its product type II inositol polyphosphate 5-phosphatase 15-like. Gene Ontology annotation, molecular function: phosphatase activity; protein binding. Gene Ontology annotation, biological process: phosphatidylinositol dephosphorylation. NCBI's taxonomy places the organism in Eukaryota, Viridiplantae, Streptophyta, Magnoliopsida, Dioscoreales, Dioscoreaceae. The record is from RefSeq and is a predicted model, not a curated record.